UAGCAAUCCAACUGGUGCCAGCCAACACUCAAAGCAGGCGUAAUAAUGCUCUUUACGGCAUCAGAUAACAGCAAAUGUUUGAGAUGUAAAAAGCAGCACACUAGCGGACGCUCCAUGACCUUUCAUUUCUGAUCAUAUAGCGUAACUUAUAUAACACUGAAACGCAGUAUUAUGAUCAGAAUUAUCUGUCUUUCAGCGACAGUCAUCUUGUUUUGUUGCUUUCUGAGCGACGCGGCUCGACCGUGGCGAUACGAUGUGCCACAAGAACGGAAGAACUAUGACACUCAAUGGGUAUACCGGCCGUACCAAGAACGACUGGAUAAAUAUUAUUCUAAUCCCAAUGGAGCCAGGAUCAUUAAGCAAUCGCACUUUGCGUAUGAAUAUCGCCUCGGCCACAAGUUACAGUUUCUGUGUAUCGCAACCGGAAAUCCCCUACCGCGCAUAACGUGGCUUAAGGAUGGUCUGGAAUUAAUCAGCCACAAAAAUCUCGUGAUUCAUGAAUGGAAGCUUAAAGGUCGCAAGAAUCGCGGGAAGGACGACGACGAGGGAAAGAAGCGUAUAAAGAGCAAACUGGAGAUUGACCCCACCACCCAAGGUGACCAGGGCAUCUACAGCUGCAUAGCCGAAAACAAGUUUGCCAUCGAAGAACGGAAGUUCAAAGCAGAAUUUGUAGCGAACUAGCCGAAUGCACGAGAUCUGGAAAGACGCUGACGGAUUCACUUACAUUUUACUGUAAUCCAAGAUUUCACCGUAAUCUUCUGAACGCGAAUAAAAUCCUUCAUAACUCAAAGCUCCCCAAAAAUUUGACCACAUUUUUCCGGGACGGGUCAUCAUUGGAGCCAAAACUGUCCUGCAAUUGCAAUCAAAGACUGUUUAUUUAUUUGAUAAUAAGAAUCCUGUGUGCACCUAGCAAUGUUGUCGCAACCACGACGCUAAGAAAUCAAUAUGAACAAAUUAAAGAAUAACUGUCAUGUACCUGUUUUGCUGCAGCAAAAGCCGAAUUGUUUCAACAUUAGUCAACA
Paramacrobiotus metropolitanus is the source of this 1022-nucleotide messenger RNA. Its product is annotated as immunoglobulin domain-containing protein oig-4-like. The record is from RefSeq and is a predicted model, not a curated record. The coding region runs from base 172 to 681 and encodes 169 amino acids. The transcript has 3 exons. NCBI's taxonomy places the organism in Eukaryota, Metazoa, Tardigrada, Eutardigrada, Parachela, Macrobiotidae.